Molecule: messenger RNA, 4117 nt
Organism: Anolis sagrei ordinatus
Lineage: Eukaryota; Metazoa; Chordata; Lepidosauria; Squamata; Anolidae
Gene: TAC3
Product: tachykinin precursor 3
Biological process (GO): positive regulation of blood pressure; tachykinin receptor signaling pathway
Source: RefSeq, a predicted model, not a curated record
AGUGGCGGGAACGGGCAGCCAGGGACCCUUCCCUCCAGCUGAGCGCGCGCGUGUGGCUUCUCCCCGAAAGCGCGCGCAGAGAGGACUCGGAGUCGUCGCUCGGCGGAAGGCAAGGCAGGCAGGCAGGCAGACGGGGCGACCUCUCAGAGGCCCCUGCGUCUUGGACUGGACGCCCUCCCCUCUUUCUUUCCCUCUUGGCUCUCCCUCAUAAAAGGAAAAGAACAUGAAGAGUCCCUUUGUGCUGACAGUGCUGCUGUCCUUACUAGUGGCAAAGUUGUGUCACGGUUACUGCGUUGAGUCUCAGGAGCAACAGCCACCCAACAGAAUUGAUGUAAAGAAGAGCUCCGAUCCUUAUAGGCUGCCUCCAUCCUUGCUCCGGCGAUUGUAUGAUGGCCAAGGGAUUUCCUAUGAGGCACUGCUUAGACUCUCAGGCAAGGAAGAAAUUGCUCCCCAGGCACUUGCCUCUUCCCAGAAACGAGACAUGCACGACUUCUUUGUUGGACUCAUGGGGAAACGGACUACAGAGCCUGAUCAACCCAUAGAAGACAACAAGGGAAAGCUCACAGAUUUUGGAAACAUAAAGUAUUCAAAAACUGCAGAAUGAGGUGCCAUGCAAGGAUGAGGGACAAUCCUCAUGUCUGCAGGACCUCAAGAUAUCAACACCAAGCAGACGCCAUCCACCAAAGCCCAACAUACUCUCGAUCAAACCCUUGGAUGUGCCAUGGAGACCUCACCUUGUCCUGUGCUCCAGCUCCCAUGCCCUUUCUCCUUGACUCUGACCUUUAUUCCAGCCUGUUCCUCUUUGUAAUCUCUAGUGUUCUUUGUUUGGAAAUGUUGAGAAGCAUCAUUCUCACUCCCUUCAUGGUGCUUUGCCCCUGUAUCCAUGUGUGACAAAUCUGUAGAUUACUCUCCCAUGCCUCAAGCAAAAUGGCCACACUUGCCUACCCUUCUAUGUCACAGAUUCAGAACACCUCAAUAUGUUAUACAAUAACAGGGUUUUUCCUUAUGACCUGCCACUGUGUGUCCCUUGUUCUUCAUUUGAUAUUUCACAUUUUAGGCACAGCUGCCCGAUUCUAAUCUGUGGGAGGGAUAACGAAUACUCCAGAAGACAGGAUCAGAAUUCAAAAUGACCUUAAUAGGUUAGAGAGCUGGGCCCAAACAAACAAAAUGAAUUUCAUACAGGCGAAAUGUAGGUUGCAACACUUAGGCAGAAAAAAGAGAAAUGCAAAGAGAGAGGAUGGGUGACAUUUGAUCUGACAACAGUACAUGUAAGAGAUCUUGGAGUCUUAGCAGACCGCAAGUUGAACAUGAGCCAACAAAGUGUUGCAGCAGCUAAAAAAGCCAAUGGGAUUUUGGGCUGUAUUGAAAGGAGCAUAGUGUCUAGAUCGAGGGAAGUCAUGGUGUCUCUCUAUUCUGUUUUGAUUAGAUCUCACCUGAAAUACUGUGCCCAAUUCUGGGCACCACAGUUUAAAAGAGAAAUUGACAAGCUGGAAAAUGUCCAGAGGAGGGCGACUAAAAUGAUUUGAAGUCUGGAGACUGUGCCCUAUGAGGAGUGGCUUAAAGAGCUGGGAAUAUUUAGCAUGUAGAAGAAAAGGUUGAGGAGACAUGAUAGCUAUGUUUAAGGAUGUCAUAAGGAAGAGGGAGCAGGCUUAUUUUCUGCUGUUCUGGAGUCUAGGACUCUGAGUAAUGGGUUCAAAUCAUUUCCAAGUAUUCCUGGUCUAAGAAAACUAUGAAAUCCAUGGAAUGACUACAAAUCAACAGGUGUACUUGAAGCCACAUAGUUUCAAGAGGCAUUGAAACAAAGGUCCAUGCACCACACCCACCUACUUUUAAAGUAAAGUUUUUGCUAAAAUGAUGUGAGAGGGUUGCCAUGUUACUGUUGAAUUUCAGCAGCAUGGUAGCAAGUUUGGCUACUUCAUGUCACCUGCCUGAUCUCUUCACAUUAGCUAGAAUACAGGUGAUUUGCCAAUUUACUUCUCUUUUUAUAUUUAACACUUAUCAUUUUACGUUUUAAAUGCAACUCAAAAUGUUAAAAAUAUGAAAUAUUUUUUUAAAAAGAAAGACACUAAUAUAUAUAGAAUUAUCACAGAGGUAAAAUAGGAAUAAUAAGUAGAAAUUUUUACAAGAGUAAGUUUUAAAGAAGUAGUAGUAGUAGAACAAGCAAAGAGCAUUUAGGCACCUAACUUGAUCUGAAUCAGUUACAUUCAAAGCCUUUCUUACAAAGACAUAUAUUGUUGGGGAUUGGGCAAAUCUCCUUGGGUGAGUGCUCCAAAACACUGAUAAGAGACCUGGUUCUAGUAAUCAUUCAUGAAAGUUUGUUUUAGGGAAAUACCAUACGUGAUGAAUGAAAUAUAAGGAUGGCAUGUACUAGAGAAAGCCUACGACAAUAUGUUCAAUUUGAAAAAUGCAUAUAAAAAUGUGCCAGAAUUUCUGUGUGGGAGAGAAAACAAGUCUCACAAAAUGCUACAGAACCAGAACAACACAAAAAGGCUGUGGGAUGUCCUCAGAAAAGCAGUGAAAACAAAUGGCAGAUGUUCAUAUUUAUUAUUAAAAUACCAUAAAUAGAUUGUUAUAGCAACUAAUAGCAGCACAAUCCUCCUACUAUUUCCUUUUUAAUUAUUAAGAAUUAUUAAUAUCAGAAAACUGUUUUUUUUUUCUCUCUCUCUCUCUCCUCUGACUGAAUUUAGGCUAAAAUACUGGUUUGGCUGCAGGGCUCCUAAAAAGUCUAGUCCUGAGUCACCUGUUUCCUUUGGGAGAGAAGUUUGAUCUUGUCUCAGACACUGAACUGAGCUUUAGCAGUAAUAAAAACAGAAAGCAAUCUCUAAAAAAACUUGGAACUUUAUCACACAAGGCAGGCAAAACAGAAUUGCAAUGACUCUUUGGCUCCUCUUGAGAUUUUCCCAUACCUAGCUUUCGAUAGAUAAAACCUGUCAGUAGCUCACUAUCCUCAAUGUAUCCAUCACCUAGUUUAGUGUGAUACGUCCCUUCUGUUUCACCAACAAAAUUACAUCAGAGGGCAGGAUUUCUUCCUCCCCCCCUCCUUGCUAUUCCCAAGUUAGGCACAUUCCUCCUAUUUUAUCUUUGCCCUUUUGUUUUUAAUUCUAAAAUUGUGCAAUUACAUUAAAAAUAAAAAACAAAAAAAUUAAAUGAACUUCAACGUAUGCUGAAUAGGGAGUAGUGCACAAGGUGGCGUUACAGGGACCCGUGGAAAUCUGAUUGUGGAAUGCAGUGCGUAUCCAUUAUUUACGUUAAACUGACUAUAGCAGAAUAGUGGGUUGACGUCAGUUCAGCAACUGAUGGCAUUGAGGGUUAAAACUGGCACUUUGAACUGAAAAAAGAAACAAACUCCACAGAUUAUAUCAUGCCAGACAGUUCUGGACAGUAACUUGGUAACUAAAGUAAAUGCAGCAUCCAGCAGAAAUAUUUUUCAAAAACAGUUCUUGGAAAGGCAUAUUUUUACAAAGAGCUUCAAAGGAUAAUCCAACUCCAAUGUGUUUUAAAGUUUUAAAGCAAAAGAAGAGAAUAUUCAGAAGGGUUCCUAAAAUUAAGAUGUAACUUGUGUUGUUAAAGGAUGUCUAAAUAUAUGCUCUUUAGCCCAGUCAUAGGAAUAAUCCAGUCUUCUAAAUGAUGGGAGUGCUAGCAGCCGUAGAAAAUAUCGAAGAAUGCUAAGUUUUGCAGUUCAUCAACAUCUAGUGGCUUGUACAAUUCACUGCUUUUGCUUACGAUUUAAGUUUCCAUCUGAUCAGAACUUGGAAAAAAAUCACUUUUCCGAACGACAAUUCUCUGAAUCAUUUAUGUAUGCAUAGAGUAUGAAAAUGAGCAUUUCCAGACGAUGGAACACACACAGAUACAGGCUGAGUAUCCCUUAUCCAAAAUAAUUGGGACCAGAAGUUUGUGGGUUUUUUUUUCAGAUUUAGAAUACCUGUAUUUGCAUACAUUGCAAGUACAUAGUGAGGUAUCUUGGAGAUGGAACCCACAUGAAAUUCACUGAUGUGUCAUAUAUAUGCACCACAUACAUAAUUUAAAGGUAAUUUUAUACACAAUAUUAUUUUAAUAAUUGUGCAUGAAACCAAAUUUGUGCAUUUUGAACCAUCAAAAAAUAAAGUUUUCAUUAUCU